Messenger RNA from Panicum virgatum (switchgrass), 357 nucleotides. RefSeq lists its product as uncharacterized. The transcript has 2 exons. Lineage: Eukaryota; Viridiplantae; Streptophyta; Magnoliopsida; Poales; Poaceae. The record is from RefSeq and is a predicted model, not a curated record. The coding region runs from base 1 to 357 and encodes 118 amino acids.
AUGGGGUCUCGCUACGAGGUGGAGGUGACCAUGGGCUCGGCCCGGGAUCUCAAGAACGUCAACUGGCGCCACGACUCCGGCGUUCGCUGCUCCACCCGCAUCGACCUCGACGGCGGCGAGAACUCCACCCGGGAUGAGAAGAUCCUCAUCCUGCUCCCGCCCGCCUCCCGCCUCGAGGACGCCGUCUACGCCUCCCACACCGCUCCGCAACUGCCGCCGCCGCCGGCGUCGAGGCAUGCCGCAUGCGGCCACGCGCCGGGCUCCGAGCACCCGGCUCUGUUCGACUUCCUCGGCGACAUCAACAGGACGAGAACGAUACGGCGGACGCCGGAGCCUUUGACAGCUUUGUUCUCCUAA